AUGUACAAUCUGCCUUUGCAAGACCACGCCCCCGCGGCAGAGCCCUCUACGUCUGACCCCCAGUUGAACAUACAGCCUGAACUCACACUGCCUCCCCCAAGGCAGACGCCACCAGUACUAGACUCGUCACACACACCAAUGCCGGGCAUAUACAAUUUCCGUGUCAGAUUGGGACAUUUUGAUAGCACCAAUCCCACAGGAAAACUGACCGGCUCCACCACGUACUCAUCGCUUCUGGACCGCCUGUUCAUCAACAUGGGUGUGUACACCCCUAUCACACUCUUUUCGCACACCCCACCCCCCGAAGGGGCCGUUGUCCGGUGCUUUGUCGUGUUCUCAAGCCAAGAGAAAUGUACCACCACCGUGACAAGAUGUCCAAACCACCGGAGCGCCACAGACCACUCCAACACAGGCAACGACCCGCAGAAAGCCCCACUGACCCAUAUACUGCAGGUCAGCCAUCCGCAGGCACAGUACCUGACAACGCCCUCGGGUGUGGAGUCAGCCGUGGUCCCCUACAAUGCGCGGGAGAGCAGCGUAAAGAAUAGCGCGGCGAAGAAAGAACGAACCGCCGGUUUUGGCGCGUUCCAAGACACCACGUCGAUACGAUACAUGUGUUACUCGUCCUGUGCCGGUUCUAUAAAUAGAGAGAACAUACACACCGUAUUCCGACUAGAACUGGGUAGUGACAUACUCGGGGUGGCGUCACUAGAUACGAAGAUUUGUUCGUGCCCGUCGCGUGACCGGACCAAAGCCGAGAAGCUCACCCGUCAGCAGGAGGCAUCAGGUACCACUGGUAGUAGUAGGAAAAGGAGUGAGAAAGGCCGAGACAGUCCGAGCCAUUCCACAGAUAUCGCGUCGACAGGGGCAACCAAAGACUCGCAUACCAGUGAACGCAUACAGGCGCCCUCGAUAGUACACCCACACAGCUCACAGGCCACACUCGUCGGCAAGCGCAGUCAGCGGUUGAUACAGAACGUACAGCACAAGCUACCGACGAGGAUCAACACAGCCGACACGCACACAGCCCACCCCAUGCGAUGGAGCACCGCACAGAGUACCAGAAUAGCAACAGCAGAUAGUACUGUAGGUAUCGACGAGGAUGCCGUGUACUAUGUGGCUGUUCGAGGGCGACAGAACUAUGAGGUGCUGAGUCGUGUUGCGGAUGGCCUCAACGCGCUCGCGCAACGCCCACCCAGAGCGCGUUCAUUCAGGCAACACAAUCCACUACCUACGAGAACGCCGUCCCUACUCGUCACGAGCAAUCCACCGCCGCCACCAACCACUACAGCCAACACAGCAGCCCCCACAAACACAAACACAAACACCAACACCAACACAUCCACCGAUACAAAAACUGUGUUCAGCAGGCCUGGACAGAACAGUACUAUACCGUCUCUAUCUAGUAGACGAAACCCUUCGUUGGUUUCUUCAACAACCUCUGUACCGCCAGCACAACCACGGACUGCCGCCUCCAGCCGAUCAUUGCGUACUGUGCCCAGUCGAGAGAGACGCGUCUCAGGGACAGUGCCAAGCGAUGUACCUGUGAGUGAAUCACCGGCCAGGAAUACGAGGUAG
Sphaeroforma arctica JP610 is the source of this 1578-nucleotide messenger RNA. RefSeq lists its product as hypothetical. Gene Ontology annotation, biological process: regulation of transcription by RNA polymerase II; apoptotic process; protein tetramerization. The coding region runs from base 1 to 1578 and encodes 525 amino acids. The record is from RefSeq and is a predicted model, not a curated record. NCBI's taxonomy places the organism in Eukaryota, Ichthyosporea, Ichthyophonida. Gene Ontology annotation, cellular component: nucleus. The transcript is spliced from 4 exons. Gene Ontology annotation, molecular function: DNA-binding transcription factor activity, RNA polymerase II-specific; RNA polymerase II cis-regulatory region sequence-specific DNA binding.